This is a messenger RNA of Sardina pilchardus (European sardine), 2773 nucleotides long. RefSeq names its product HERV-H LTR-associating 2b, tandem duplicate 2 (gene hhla2b.2). Gene Ontology annotation, molecular function: signaling receptor binding. The transcript has 6 exons. Gene Ontology annotation, biological process: T cell receptor signaling pathway; regulation of cytokine production. NCBI's taxonomy places the organism in Eukaryota, Metazoa, Chordata, Actinopteri, Clupeiformes, Clupeidae. Gene Ontology annotation, cellular component: external side of plasma membrane. The coding region runs from base 179 to 1288 and encodes 369 amino acids. The record is from RefSeq and is a predicted model, not a curated record.
GUGUAACCUGUCGUCCCAGUCGUCGUGUCUUCCUUGGUGGAGUGUACGUGUGAGUGGGAAUAUUCAUUCAGAAUGAAGUUUCAAAUAUUACUCAAUGAAUAGGACUUGUAAUGUUUUUUGUUUGUUUGUUUGUUUGUGAAACAGUAAAAUAUACAGUAUAUAUAUAUACACAUAGUAGAUGUGCUAUAUGGCUGGGACAUAUGUGAUCCUGGUUGUACUGCUCUCAAUUCUGAAAACCACAGAAGGGAAAGUAGAUGCUCAAGUCACCUGCAUCAUCUCUGAGCACUGCAUCCUUCCCUGUGCCAUGGAACAUGGUGAUGAUGUGGUAAUUCACUGGUACCAUGCUAAAAACAAUGACAAUCCAGUUCAUAGUUAUUAUCAAGGAAGAGACCGACUAGAAUAUCAGGACACAAAGUAUAGCGGAAGGACAUAUUUAUUUACAGACCUGAUAUCUUCUGGAAAUGCAUCACUCUCAUUGACUGACGUCAAGAUACAAGAUCAGGGCAGGUACAAAUGUUACACCAGCACCAAGAAGGGAAAUGACGAGCAGUUUGUAAACGUAGAAGUGGAAGCUGCAUUGACGUCAGUGGAUUUAACAGCGGUCAAUGACAUACUGACAUGCAAGUCGGAGGACAUCUAUCCUGCUCCCACCCUCGCCUGGUCUACUGACCCACCCUCACAGAUACAGCCAGAGAAGGCACCUGAGACACAGGAAAAUGCCCAGGGCUUGUUCUCAAUAUCCAGUAGUGUGCAGAGGACGUCCAACAACACUUAUACCUGCACUAUUACAGCAGGGCAGACCACCCGGACAUCAUCACGGAAACAGCAAAGCCUCCUUGCUGAGGGAGGUGAGGAUCUGACCAUUCCCUGCAGUGUCCCAGAGGCAAACCUCAAAGACUUCACACUCACCUGGCUCUUCAAUGGGGACACAAAAGUCCUCACUUUCGACAGUCGCACGUCAAGUAAAGUGUACGACCGGUGGGAAGGCCAUGUGAAGUACACAGACAAUCAAUCAGUAAUCAAACUUCUCAAGAUGAAUGACCAAACUUUCAGUGGGAAAUACAGCUGUGAAGUUGUUACGACCAAGUCCAGAUACUUUGAACAAACAGACGUCCUUGUGCAGCCUAAAGGCUCUGAAGCUACUAUCGCAGCUGUAACAAUUGUGAUAACAUUAUGCAUAAUAGGCACUAUUAUUGGUAUUGUAAUAUACAGAAAAGUUAAGAGGCCACCUGGAGCUCCUGCAGAAUUACAUGAACUGAAAAAAGGUGAUCAACCUGAGAGUAAAUAGAAGGAGGAAAUAGCCGUCACCGGCCAAUAGUGUGCCAGGACUGGAGUAUGGCCGUUUCCGAUUGGAGCCAAAGGUUCUGGCAGUAAACAGAGGGUAUAGAUCUGCUGGUUUCUAGCCUAAGCUGCCGGGUGAAAUUCAAAUUCCCCGGAAGUUCAGACAGGGUUCACCCAGCCUAGGCUAUUUGUACAUUCAGGUCUGGAUGUCACUAAAAUGCAUUCAUGCGUAAAGCAGAAAAUGAGUCUGGCUAUCACCAUACAAAGCUCAAUCUUUUAAGAUUGAACAUUAGUCUGGGGAGUCUGCGCUUUAUUUUUUACUGCACAUGAGGCAUGAUCAAUGGGCAUAGUUCAAAUGACUCUGUACACUUGGAUAGUCUUUCAACCAAUCAGGCCAGUGAUACGGGUGUGCCUGGUGGAUAAGCCAAUUUGUGAUUGGACCCAGCAAAUGUGGACAGGAUGCAGGAGAGAUAGAUGUGGAGGUUUCCAGCCUGAACUGCUGGGUGAAAUCCAAAUCGCGGGCUGAUCAGGCUGGGUUUACCCAGGAAAUGACCUGAGUCUCAUACUGCUGAGUUUAAUGACAGUCAUUUUAUUAGACCUGAAACUAGAUAGCAGCAAAAUGCCAAUCAGGUUACUCAGGAAGUUAUUUUCACUAAGGGCAAAGCUGUUUUAUUGUUUUCGAUAUAAAAUUUCGAUAUAAAAUUCUGAAUGAAAACCAGUGAGCAUAUAUUAUACAUGCGUGUACAAGUAUUUUUUUAAAUGAUGUUGUGUUUUUUUUUGAUAAUGCUCAGUGUUUUCUGGGUUAACAGAGAGGUACUUUGUGAGCUCUUAUCAGUGAACUUUGGCAUGUUGCUGAACCUGUUUCAUUCUCAGACCUUGAACUAAGUCAGCGAGGGCACAAGUAUCUUUGUAUGUGUCUAAAAACCUCCCACUCAGAUAUUCUCCCGUGGAAAUAAUUUGCUGACUGAAUGUAUCAAUAUCCGGGGAUAAAAGUUUAUGAGAGUAGCCUGCACUUACUCAUUACUGCUUUGUGUAGCACAGUAGUUUUGAAGAGUAUUCCUCAAAGUAUUCACCAAGUCAUCAAACUAUCCAGCUCAAGCACUGCCAAUGAUCUCUAUUAUUUCAAAUGUAAUUAUUGGAAUAGUAUAAUUAACCAGUAAGAGCCUUACGUAAAUCUGGUCAUUUCUGAAGCUAUUACUGUAUUUCUAACACACUCUCAUCACCCCCUGGUGGUCAGAUCUAAAACUGCCUGAAAUUUGAAAAUGAUUGUGCUCACCUUUAUAGUGAAUUCUGUGAAUGUUUACAACCCUAGAAAUCCAUUCUAGUGGAACUUCAAAAACCAAGUUGAACACACUGUAUAAAACAAAUACAGUACAUUAGCCUGACAUGGCUUGUGUGGUUUACAGGACAGUUUCAUGAUGUAAUUCUAAUCAACAAGAUAAGUGGUGAGAGUGUGUUAAAAGUCUCUAAAAAGAAAAGUUAAAGAUUAAUA